Messenger RNA from Ziziphus jujuba (common jujube), 3409 nucleotides. Its product is annotated as transcriptional corepressor LEUNIG. The transcript has 18 exons. Gene Ontology annotation, cellular component: nucleus. Bases 528 to 3122 code for a protein of 864 amino acids. Gene Ontology annotation, molecular function: protein binding. The record is from RefSeq and is a predicted model, not a curated record. Lineage: Eukaryota; Viridiplantae; Streptophyta; Magnoliopsida; Rosales; Rhamnaceae.
UCGUCUAAGACUCUGGUCUUUCGUGUCUAUAAAAUUUUGGGUCUUAGGGUUUUGAUUUUGUUGUUUUUAUUUAUUAUUAUUAUUUUUUUUCUCUCUUUGUGGGUUCUGGGUUGGCUUCGUUUUUUGUUGCUAUUUAGGGAAGCUUUUGUUGUCGUUGUAUCUUUAUUGUUUGGUUGAGUCCCAGUAGUUUCUGUUGUUGAUGGAACAUUUCGUGUUAACUCUAUUUACUCUUUGCUUUACUAUUUUUUUCAUCUUUUUUCUUAUAAGUUUCGUUUAAUAUUUUGUUAUUAUUAUUUUUUCCAUUUGGGGCUAUAUUUGUGGUCUGGGUUUGCAAUUUUAUCUUUAUCCUCUAAUGGGUACCACUGUUUCGAAUGUUUUCAAUAUCAUAUGUGGAACUGUCUUCAGGGAAUAUGAUUCAAGAGUAUGUUAUGGCCCCGCGGGGUGUUUGGGAGGAGGAGUUUUGGAUCUUUCCUAUACUGCCAUUGUCCCCCAUUUUGUUUGCAUAUGGCCAUAAGCAAGCAUAGGCUAUGGGGAAAAGGCAAAUGACUUACUUGUUGGAUGUUUAUAUAUAUGAUUACCUUAUGAAAAGGAAAUUACAUGCUUCUGCAAAGGCUUUUCAGUCUGAAGGGAAAGUUUCUACGGAUCCCGUAGCUAUUGAUGCACCUGGUGGCUUUCUGUUUGAAUGGUGGUCUGUCUUUUGGGAUAUAUUUAUUGCUAGGACAAAUGAGAAGCACUCAGAAGCAGCUGCAUCAUACAUUGAGACUCAAUUAAAUAAAACUCGGGAGCAGCAGCAGCAGCAGCAGCAGCAGAAGCCUCAGCAGAAUCACCCGAUGCAAAUGCAGAAGCUCCUAUUGCAGAGGCAUGUUCUGCAGCAGCAGCAGCAGCAGCAGCAGCAGCAGCAACAUCAGCAGCAGCAGCAGCAGCAAAGAGACGGAACUCAGCUUUUGAAUGGCACUUCUAAUGGGCUUGUUAGCAGUGAACCUCUAAUGAGGCAGAAUCCUGCGACUGCGAAUGCCUUGGCAACAAAAAUGUAUGAGGAAAAGUUGAAGCUUCCUCUACAAAGGGAUGCCUUAGAUGAUGCAGCAUUGAAGGUACAAAGGUUAGGUGACAACAUGGGCCAGCUUCUAGAUCCAAACCAUGCUUCACUGUUGAAAGUAGCUGCUGCAGGUGGUCAGCCUCCUGGGCAAAUGCUGCAUGGUACACCUGGGGGUAUUCCGGGGGGUAUUUCGGGGAAUCCUCAGCAAGCGCAGAAUCGUAAUCAGCAACUUCCUGGGUCAACGCAGGAGAUAAAAAGUGAGAUGAUGAGCCCCAAAGUUGCUGGUCCAGAAGGGUCAUUGAUCGGUAUUCAUGGAUCAAAUCAAGGCGGUAACAAUUUGACGCUGAAAGGAUGGCCUUUGACGGGUUUCGACCGGCUUCGAUCUGGACUUCUUCAGCAGCCAAAUUCUUUGAUCCAGUCCUCUCAGCCUUUAAGUCAACUUCAGUUACAGCAGCAACUUAUGCUUCAAGCACAGCAAAACUUAGCAUCACCAUCUGCCAAUGAUUUGGAAUGUAGAAGACUGAGAAUGCUUCUCAGUAAUCGGAAUAUGACUCUUGGGAAGGAUGGUCAGUUGCAUUCUGUUGGUGAUGUAUCAAAUGUUGGGUCACCAGUCCAAGUUGGUUGCCCUGUGUUACCUCAUGAAAAUGCAGAUAUGCUAAUUAAGUUACAGCAGCAGCAACUGCAGAACAAGAAUCAACAACAGCAACAAUAUUUACAGCAUCCACUUUCAAGUCAACAUUCUCUGGGUUCAAACCACCACCUCCAGCAGCAAGAUAAACUGAUUGGUGCUGGCAACAGCACAGCAGAUGGUAGCAUCUCUAAUACCUUUCAAGGAAAUGACCAGGCUUCAAAAAAUCAAAUUGGGCGAAAGAGAAAACAGCCAGUUUCAUCAUCAGGACCUGCCAAUAGUUCAGGGACUGCAAAUACCACAGGGCCAUCUCCCAGUUCACCUUCAACACCUUCUAUACAUACAGGAGACGCAAUGUCAAUGCCAACAUUGCCCAAUAAGGGUGGUUCCUCAAAGUCUCUGCUUAUGUUUGGCUCUGAUGGUUUGGGCUCACUUACAUCGGCACCAAAUCAAUUGGCUGAAAUGGACCGUUUUGUGGAUGAUGGAUCCCUGGAUGAUAAUGUUGACUCAUUUUUAUCUCAUGAUGAUGCGGACCCUAGAGAUAGAGUCAAUCAUUGUUCAGAUGUUACCAAAGGCUUCACUUUUUCGGAGGUACGGGUUAUUCCUGCAAGUACAGGUAAAGUUGAAUGUUGCAACUUUUCACGUGAUGGAAAGCUGCUUGCUACAGGUGGGCAUGACCGAAAGGCAUUUUUAUGGUGCACUGAGUCGUUUGUAGCGAAGUAUACACUUGAUGAGCAUUCCCAAUGGAUAACUGAUAUCAUUUUUAGCCCUAGCAUGUCAAGGCUUGCUACAUCCUCUGCUGACAAAACUGUCAGGGUUUGGGAUGUCGAUAAUCCGGGGUAUUCACUUCGUACUUUUACGGGGCAUUCCACAAGUGUUACGUCACUGGACUUUCACCCAAAUAAAGAGGACCUUAUCUGCUCCUGUGAUAACAAUAGUGAGAUCAGAUAUUGGAGCAUCAAGAAUGGUAGUUGUGCUGGAGUUUUCAAGGGUGGAGCGACCCAGAUGAGGUUUCAACCUUGUCAUGGAAGGACUCUUGCAGCAGCAGCAGACAAUUUUGUGUCCAUACUUGAUGUAGAGACCCAAGUUUGUAGGGUCAAGUUGCAGGGUCAUAAAAACCUUGUCCAUUCUGUUUGCUGGGAUUCUUCUGGUGAGCUUGUGGCAUCUGUGAGCGAUGACAUGGUUAGAGUUUGGUCAAUUGGCUCCAAUUGCAAAGGGGAAUGCAUCCAUGAGUUGAGCGGCACUGGAAACAAAUAUAAUACUUGUGUUUUCCAUCCGACUUAUCCUUCUUUAUUGGUUGUUGGCUGUUAUGAGUAUCUGGAGCUUUGGAACAUGAAAGAGAACAAGUCGAUGAAUUUACGUGCGCAUGACAAGCUGGUCUCAUCUUUGGCAGUAUCAAGUGUAACUGGUUUGGUAGCUUCAGCUAGUCACGACAAAUGCGUCAAGAUCUGGAAGUGAUAAAUUGCAUCCAUUUUUGAAUGACAAGUUGUUUACCUUAUCCACUAUAUAUACUUAGGAAACAAUCAGCCGAUUAGGUGCUUUUGUUGUUUAUAUUAGGUAUACUAUAUGUGCUCUAGCAGGGAGAAGGAAGGGGUUUUAGGUUUUUGACCUAGUACCAGUUAACCCAAAAGAAGAAAUUUCUUAUACAAAAGCUAAUUGUGAUGUUGUUCGAACAAACUUUGGUAAAAACUAGAGAGAUUAUAAUGUAAAUUUCUUCGUUAUAUCUCAUUUUGAAAAUCGACUCA